Molecule: messenger RNA, 1979 nt
Organism: Cyprinodon tularosa
Lineage: Eukaryota; Metazoa; Chordata; Actinopteri; Cyprinodontiformes; Cyprinodontidae
Product: torsin-1A-interacting protein 2-like
Exons: 10
Coding region: 177-1847 (556 amino acids)
Biological process (GO): membrane organization
Cellular component (GO): membrane
Molecular function (GO): ATPase activator activity
Source: RefSeq, a predicted model, not a curated record
UUCUAUAGUAUUUCUCUUCCGGACUGGAAACAAGGAUUAUGUUGUUGGUUCCGCUCUGGAACUAAACAGUUGCGAGUGAAACUUAUUAAAAGAGAAAGAAGCUACAAGAUUAAUAGACAUGAUAUCGGUCGGCUAUUUUCCAUAAGCUGUGAGUGAAGAGGUGCUGUCCAAAAAACAUGGAAGGAGAACAGAAAGCAGACUGUCAGCAGCCAGAUGGCAAUGCAGAAACCUCUGUUAAACCCACAGGAGAAGAUGUCACGGAACAAAACCCAUCGACUUCACAAACGUUAGGAAGCGAAAGAGAGGAAGUUGUAAAUGACAUUAAAGUUGGAAUGAAUGAAGGGUCUGCAGCCACCGACGGCACAAACAGUAAUAAAGAGGAAGAGUCAAAACCAGCAGAAGGUUCACUGAAAACAGACGUCCACAAUAAUGAUGAAGCCGAUGACAAACAAGGCGAUUUCAGAGGAGAGGCACCAGAGACUGAGAAGCCAGAGGAUAAAAUGCCUGACAAAUAUCCCAGUAAAAUAACAGCCACACCUGCAGACGGGGAGAGUCCAAAGACCUUAGAUAAUGAGGAGACACCAGGAGAUGAAGAUUUAGCUAAAGGUGAUAGCUUACUGACUAUGGACAAGAACUCCUGUCAACAAGCUAUUGAGGAAAGGCAGGACAAUUCCACAGGAGACUCAUUAAAGCAGGAGGUUUCUACUGUCUGCUCAGGUUUAAAGUCUCAGGAGGACCCUUCAAAAGAAGAAAAAGAAGAAGAGAACGAGCUGAUAAAAAAGGAUGUAAAAACCAUUUGUUCUGCAGCAACACAGGCUGAUCCUGCACAAGACACUGGAGCCCUUGGAGAUGUAGAUUUAGCUAAAGGUGAUAGCUUACUGACUAUGGACAAGAACUCCUGUCAAUCAGUUAUUGAUGAAAGUCAGGACAAUUCCACAGGAGACUUAUUAAAGGAGGAGGAAUCAACUGAUGGUAGAAGAACCUCACACAUGUCUCAGGAGGAACCAGGACGAAAUGCAGAUAUAGAAACCAUUGGUCCCAUUACACAGGCUGAACCUUCAGCUGACACUGGAACCAUUGGAGGAGGUUUGAAAUUAUUGAUGUCGGUGGCUCUAGUUUCUCUUGUUGCCAUCUUGGUACAGCAUCUCCUCCAACCUAAACCCACAAUUCAGAAGAAGGAUUUGCCAAAAGUGGACAUCUUCCUUAAGCAGAUGGAGAAAGUAAAGACGAGGUUUCCUAAUCAGCGAGCCGAGCUGUGGAGCAGGAGUGUGAUCCACCUGAAGAGGCACCUCCAGACCAGCCAGCCCACAGAGCCGGUUAGCCUGAUCCUGACGUCAGGUUUUAGAGCUGAGAACACCAUGCGCUGCCUGGCUCAGGACGUGGCCUCUGCCUUUUCCGCCGCCCUCAACGCCUCCGUCCUCCACAUUGACGGGGCCAGUACAGCCAGCCAAGACAGCGACCAGGUCAAACUGGACAUUGACAGGAAGCUGCAGGGAGCUUUUGAAGGAGACAAACCUGUAGCCGUGAUCCACCGCCUGGAGGAGCUGCCUCCGGGCUCCACGCUCAUUUUCUACCGCUACUGUGAUCACGAGACUGCUGCCUACAAGAACACCCUUCUGAUCUUUACAGUGCUGCUGGGCGAGGAAGAAGAGAUCCCAGCUGAGAUGCGUUUGAGCAUCGUGGAGGAGAUGGUGGACGACUACCUGAAAAAGAGGUUUCUUUCUCAUGGCCAGCCAGUGUCUUUCGACAGGAUGGAUCUCAACAAAUAUGGUGGACUGUGGAGCCGCAUCUCUCACCUCAUCCUUCCGGUGGUGGUAGAGGAAAGAAUAGAGCAUAAAGGAUGCUAAAGCCUCAGUCAGUGCAGACAUCUGAGAAAUAUACCCUGCUGCUCUUAACAUUGGUUUUAAAGAUCCAAAUGUUUCUUAAAACGAUUUUAUUGACCCCCAGUCAAACGUCAAGAGUCGUUAGGAGGUUGGACA